Molecule: messenger RNA, 1305 nt
Organism: Hippopotamus amphibius kiboko
Lineage: Eukaryota; Metazoa; Chordata; Mammalia; Artiodactyla; Hippopotamidae
Gene: CLEC9A
Product: C-type lectin domain containing 9A
Exons: 6
Coding region: 57-782 (241 amino acids)
Biological process (GO): receptor-mediated endocytosis
Cellular component (GO): membrane; cell surface
Source: RefSeq, a predicted model, not a curated record
AGUUAUUUGUCUCAGACUCUCAUGUGGACUGCCUUACUUAUCAGAACAUUUCAGGUAUGCAGGAGGAAGAAGCAUACGCCUCUCUUCAGUGGGAUAAUCCAACACCAAGCCCUUACCAGAAACAUCUGUCUUCCACCAAAAAUUCAGGAGCAUGGUGUCUGGUGACGGUGAUUUUAUGUAUUUUCUGCACGGGCUCAUUAGCAACCUCCAUUUUCUUGGGCAUCAAGUUGUUUCAGGUGUCCUCUACUGCAAUGAAGCAGCAAGAAAAACUCAUCCAACAGGACAGAGCACUGCGCAACUUCACACAGUGGAAGAGAAACCACGGCCUCCAGAUGAAAUAUUGCCAAACCUUGAUGCAAGAGUCUUUUGGUUCAGCCCGUAGCUGCAGCCCUUGUCCAGACAACUGGAUUCAGAAUGGAGAAAGUUGUUACCAUGUCUUUGAAAACUGGAAAAUUUGGCACACCAGUACAGAAGAUUGUUUGAAGGAGGGCUCUAAGCUUCUACAAAUAGACAACAAAGAGGAAAUGGCCUUUAUCACUGGCAGCCUGAGAAACAUCAAAAGAAACCACGAUUACUGGGUGGGACUGUCUCAGGAUGGGUCCAGCCAGCCUUGGCUUUGGCAAGACGGCUCCUCUCCUUCCCCUGAUCUGCCGCCAAUACAGGGAUCCCAGUCAACUAACCAGGUCUGCGGAUACCUCAGAAACAACAGCUUUUCCUCGGCUAACUGCAGUGCUUGGAAAUAUUUCAUCUGCGAGAAGUACGCAUUACGAUCUUCUACUUGAAGGAAAUUUUGCUUGAAGUGAUUGCUCCAUUAUCAUAAUAUUUGCAACAGAUCUUUGGAAAACCUGUAACAUUGAGCUUAAAAGCCAGUGCAGAAGUAACCCAGUGUGAGGGGUGUGAAACUGGCUACCUGGGACAACAAAACCUACCUUGCAUUUACCCUUGAUAAUGUUCCUCAACACUUUCCAGAUGUUCCUUCGACAUUGUUCAAAUUAAUUACCAAGAAUAAAAUUGAUUUAAAGCAACAGAGAACAAAACCCUAAAGAGCUGAGAACAAGGUGAAGAAAAAUAAUUUCCAUUUGUCAUAUUUUUCUUUCUCUCUCUCUCUCUUUUAAUUUAGGGUGACUGUAAACUCCACAGAAAAAUCUAUAAGUCACUGGGGAGAUGAUGUAGUUUUAGCUGACUGAUAUUCUUUUCUAACAAAUGAAUAAAGGUGAUCUUUUAAAUGCACAGUUUGCCAGAUCUUUCUAUGCAUUGGCUGGUUUUUCAGGCAUUAUGUUGUCAGACCCAGCAGGGUGGGAGGAC